UAGAACAGAAACCUCAAAAGCCCGAGCCAGGUGGGUUUCAAUCCUUUUUCUGUUCAGCAGGCGCACGUUAGAAGCAGAUAAAGCAGUCGAAAGAUAACCGGCCGGAAGAGCAUCCGAUGAGGUGCGCAGGAUAAGAAGCCAUGCCCCUCCUCCUUCCUCCCUGCCACUCUCUGUGUCGUCCACUCUGUAACUUCACCCCCCAAAAGGGACCCCUUUUCGGUUCUCCUAAAUGGCCCGCUCCGAAAACCUCUCUUUCCAUUGUCUUGUCUCCCAAAACCCUAGCUUUAUCUUGGAAUCUCCCAAUUUGGAGAAGAACCCACAUCGCCUUUUGCUCUCAAGAGGAAGAGACAGUCGAAGAGUUGGGGUUGCUGGGCAAGCCAACUCCCAAAUCAAUUGCCAACGGUUCUGUCACAGAAGUUGAGGUAAAACCCCAAAAGCCUGAUGAGGAAGAGGCUUUGAAGCCCUUUUUGAAGUUCUUUACGCCUAGGGAUUCAUUAGAAGAAUUUAGUGAUUCAGAAGAGAGUAAUGAGGAAAAUGGGGGAGUGGAAGAGGCUAAAAAGGUCUCUGUCGAGUACUACGAACCAGAACCCGGAGAUUUUGUGGUGGGAGUGGUGGUUUCAGGGAAUGAGAACAAGCUUGAUGUGAAUGUUGGGGCGGAUUUGUUGGGCACAAUGUUGACAAAGGAGGUGCUUCCUUUGUAUGGCGAGGAGAUGGAUUAUUUGUUGUGUGAUACAGACAAGGAGGCGGAGGACUUUAUGGUCCACGGGAAGACGGGAAUUGUGAGGAAUGAGGAUGCUUUGACUGCAGAGACUGUGCCCGGGAGGCCGGUCGUGGAGCUUGGGACUGUGUUGUUUGCCGAGGUUCUUGGAAGAACGCUAAGUGGCCGGCCAUUGCUGUCGACUAGGCGGUUCUUCAGGCGAAUUGCUUGGCAUCGAGUGAGGCAGAUUAAGCAGCUUAAUGAACCUAUUGAGGUUAAAAUUACAGAGUGGAACACCGGUGGCCUCCUUACAAGAAUUGAGGGGUUGCGAGCUUUUCUUCCAAAAACUGAGUUGAUGGGCAGAGUUAACAACUUCACAGAUCUGAAAGAGAACGUGGGACGCAGAAUACAUGUUCAGAUUACUAAAAUAGAUCAAGCCAAUAAUGAUUUAAUCCUCAGUGAAAAGACUGCUUGGGAAAUGUUGCACCUCCGAGAGGGGAAACUGUUGGAUGGAACUGUAAGGAAAAUUUUUCCAUAUGGUGCACAAAUAAGGAUAGGUGAAACUAACAGAAGUGGUUUGUUGCAUAUGUCAAACAUCACUCGAGGCAAAAUUACUAGUGUUGAUGACCUGCUUACAGUUGAUGAAAAGGUUAAAGUGCUGGUUGUGAAGUCAAAGUUUCCGGGCAAAAUAUCACUGAGUAUUGCUGACCUUGAAAGUGAGCCUGGCCUAUUUAUAUCAAACAAAGAGAAAGUAUUUGCAGAAGCCGAAGAGAUGGCUAGGAAGUAUAGGCAAAAACUACCGGCUGUUUCAGCAACUUGCAAGUCAGAACCCCUCCCAGCAGAUGCCCUGCCUCUUAACGACGAAGGGAAAUUAUAUUCAAAUUGGAAAUGGUUCAAAUUUGAAGCAUUAUGAACCAAAAUGGCUGAUUUUAAACAUGAGAAUAGGGAACCACAAAAUUCAAGACCUUUUAACUUUAAUCCACCCCUUUCCAGGCUGCUGCUACACAUGAACAAAGAGAAGGAUAUAUCUUAAACUAGGCAAUGAAAUGUGGCUAUUUAUUACUUUGUCUUGGGUACAUGUAAAUUAUUGCAUUUUUUCUGUUUUGUAUCUGAAGCCAUCACAAGCAUAGGAAUUGCCCAUGCAUGGAUGACUAAGCCCUUUUGUGAGUCGCCUCUGUUAUUACUAGAUUAAAGCCCAUUUUUUCUUCUCCA
Molecule: messenger RNA, 1909 nt
Organism: Diospyros lotus (date-plum)
Lineage: Eukaryota; Viridiplantae; Streptophyta; Magnoliopsida; Ericales; Ebenaceae
Product: protein PIGMENT DEFECTIVE 338, chloroplastic
Exons: 8
Coding region: 141-1610 (489 amino acids)
Biological process (GO): RNA stabilization
Molecular function (GO): RNA binding
Source: RefSeq, a predicted model, not a curated record